Messenger RNA from Chanos chanos (milkfish), 2433 nucleotides. RefSeq names its product K(lysine) acetyltransferase 2A (gene kat2a). The transcript has 18 exons. Gene Ontology annotation, molecular function: histone H3 acetyltransferase activity; protein binding. Gene Ontology annotation, biological process: chromatin remodeling; positive regulation of transcription by RNA polymerase II. The coding region runs from base 1 to 2394 and encodes 797 amino acids. NCBI's taxonomy places the organism in Eukaryota, Metazoa, Chordata, Actinopteri, Gonorynchiformes, Chanidae. Gene Ontology annotation, cellular component: ATAC complex; nucleus. The record is from RefSeq and is a predicted model, not a curated record.
AUGGCGGACUCGGCAGCCCAGGCCUCCAUGCAACCCCGGCUUCAGCAAGCUCAGUCUGGAGGGGCGGCGGGGUCCAACACGAAUACAGGUUCUGGAUCUGGGAGUAGCGACCCGGCCCGUCCAGGUCUGAGCCAACAGCAAUGGGCGAGCCAGAAGAAAGCACAAGUGCGAGCUUUCCCACGGGCCAAAAAGCUUGAAAAACUCGGAGUUUUUUCGGCUUGUAAGGCAAAUGAUGCUUGCAAAUGUAACGGGUGGAAGAACCCGCAUCCUCCGACCGCCACGCGAAUGGAGCCACAGCAACAAGCGGCCAGUUUAACGGAACCUUGCCGCAGUUGCAAUCAUACUCUGGCGGAGCAUGUGUCACACUUGGAGAACGUGUCAGAGGAGGAGAUGAACAGGCUACUGGGAAUGGUUGUGGAUGUGGAGAAUCUCUUUAUGUCUGUGCACAAAGAGGAAGACACAGAUACCAAACAAGUAUAUUUCUACCUGUUUAAGUUGUUGAGGAAGUGUAUUCUUCAGAUGGGAAAGCCUGUAGUGGAAGGUUCUUUGGGCAGUCCACCAUUUGAGAAACCCAACAUAGAACAGGGUGUAUUAAACUUUGUACAGUAUAAGUUUAGUCACUUGGCUCCUAAGGAAAGACAGACCAUGUAUGAGCUGAGUAAAAUGUUCUUGCUGUGUCUGAACUACUGGAAGCUGGAGACGCCCUCACAGUUCCGCCAGCGGGCGCAGAAAGACGACGCCUCCGCGUAUAAAGUCGACUACACCAGGUGGUUGUGUUAUUGUCAUGUUCCUCAGAGUAAUGACAGUUUACCGCGUUAUGAGACCUGUCAGGUGUUUGGGCGGAGUCUGCUCAAGUCCAUUUUCACGGUCACACGCAGACAGCUCCUGGAAAAGUUCAGAGUGGAGAAAGACAAACUUCCCCCAGAGAAACGAACACUCAUUCUCACACACUUUCCCAAGUUUCUCUCCAUGUUAGAGGAGGAGAUCUAUGGGGAGAACUCUCCUAUCUGGGAGGCAGACUUCACCAUGCCAGCCACCGAGGGGGCCCAGCUCGGCCAUCAGACUGUGUUGAGUCCAGUGGCAGUGUCUGGCUCUCCGCUGGGCAAGGCCAACGCGGGCACAGCCAUGGGAUGCGUGAGUCUCGACACAGUCUCCUCUGAGGUUUUGACUGGAGAAAAGCGGAAAUUGCCGGAGGCCCUGACCCUGGAGGACGCCAAACGGAUCCGGGUCAUGGGAGACAUCCCCAUGGAGCUGGUGAACGAGGUCAUGAUGACCAUCACCGACCCCGCUGCCAUGCUGGGUCCAGAGACGAGCCUGUUGUCGGCGAACGCGGCCCGCGACGAGACGGCUCGCCUGGAGGAGAGGCGCGGCAUCAUCGAGUUUCACGUCAUCGGGAACUCCCUCUCUCAAAAGUCCAACAAGAAGAUUCUCAUGUGGCUGGUGGGCUUACAGAACGUCUUUUCCCACCAGCUGCCGCGCAUGCCCAAAGAGUACAUCACGCGCCUCGUUUUCGACCCAAAGCACAAAACUCUGGCGUUGAUCAAAGAUGGACGUGUGAUUGGCGGGAUCUGCUUCAGGAUGUUCCCCACUCAGGGAUUCACCGAGAUCGUCUUCUGCGCCGUCACGUCCAACGAACAGGUCAAGGGUUACGGCACUCACUUGAUGAAUCAUCUCAAAGAGUACCACAUCAAACACGGCAUCCUCUACUUCCUCACCUACGCUGACGAGUACGCCAUUGGGUACUUCAAAAAACAGGGAUUUUCCAAAGACAUUAAAGUGCCCAAGAGUCGUUACCUUGGUUACAUUAAGGAUUACGAAGGUGCCACGCUGAUGGAGUGUGAGCUCAAUCCAAGAAUUCCCUACACCGAACUCUCCCACAUCAUCAAACGACAGAAAGAGAUCAUUAAGAAGCUGAUUGAAAGAAAGCAGAGCCAGAUUAGAAAGGUUUACCCGGGACUGACCUGUUUUAAAGAAGGAGUUCGACAGAUUCCUGUGGAGAGCAUCCCUGGCAUCAGAGAGACGGGAUGGAAACCCAGUUCCAAGGAGAAAGGCAAAGACCUCAAGGAUCCAGAUCUUCUGUACAACAUGUUGAAGAAUCUGCUGGCUCAGAUUAAAACGCACCCGGACGCUUGGCCUUUUAUGGAACCGGUGAAGAAGUCUGAGGCUCCGGACUAUUACGAGAUCAUCCGCUUUCCCAUUGACUUAAAGACGAUGACGGAGCGACUCAAAAACCGUUACUAUGUAACCAAGAAGCUCUUCAUCGCCGACCUUCAGCGAAUCAUCACCAACUGCAGAGAGUACAACCCCCCAGACAGCGAAUACUGCAAGUGCGCCAACACCUUGGAGAAGUUCUUUUACUUCAAACUCAAAGAGUCCGGCCUCAUCGACAAAUGAGCGAACCGGAGACGCGGUGCCUUCGCCCGGACCCGAGAA